AUGAUGACGACGUGCCGUCUGCUGUGCGCCCUGUUGGUGCUCGCCCUGUGCUGCUGCCCUUUCUUAUGCUUUGCGCAGGAUCCUGAAAAAGUUCAAUCUUCUGAUGUUACUUUAAGCGCCCCAAGCCCACCGUCCAAUCCACCAGCCACGACGACCGGUCAGUCAGGGCUGCAAGAUGUGGUUUCCGCUGCGGAACUGCAAGAUGUUGACGGGGAUGUAAGAGGUACGAGCGGUUCGGAAACGCAAUCAGAUGGUGCGGCCGAUAAGUCACAGAAACAUGAUAAUAACGAUACGACAGGGCCACAAGGUAGCACAAAUAGGUCCGCAGAUCAAACAGAUCAGAACGGUGAAGAUCCUGCCGCGACGACAACGACGACGACCACUGCGCCAGUGGCACCAAGUACGACGACUACCACAGAGGCGCCAACCACGACGACCACCCGCGCACCGUCACGUCUUCGCGAAAUUGACGGAAGCCUCAGCAGCUCUGCGUGGGUGUGUGCCCCGCUGCUGCUCGCCGCAUCCGCGCUGGCGUACACCGCUGUGGGCUGA
This is a messenger RNA of Trypanosoma cruzi, 552 nucleotides long. Its product is annotated as mucin TcMUCII, putative. The record is from RefSeq and is a predicted model, not a curated record. Bases 1 to 552 code for a protein of 183 amino acids. NCBI's taxonomy places the organism in Eukaryota, Euglenozoa, Kinetoplastea, Trypanosomatida, Trypanosomatidae. The transcript has a single exon.